Molecule: messenger RNA, 3414 nt
Organism: Gekko japonicus
Lineage: Eukaryota; Metazoa; Chordata; Lepidosauria; Squamata; Gekkonidae
Product: myc box-dependent-interacting protein 1-like
Exons: 12
Biological process (GO): regulation of endocytosis
Cellular component (GO): synaptic vesicle; plasma membrane; cytoplasm
Molecular function (GO): phospholipid binding; tau protein binding
Source: RefSeq, a predicted model, not a curated record
UCUCGCAUAGCUAAACGGGGAAGGAAACUUGUGGAUUAUGACAGUGCCAGGCACCAUUAUGAAUCUCUACAGACAGCAAAGAAGAAAGAUGAAACCAAAAUUGCCAAGGCUGAAGAAGAGUUAGUAAAAGCUCAAAAAGUGUUUGAGGAGAUGAAUAUUGAUCUUCAAGAAGAACUGCCUUCACUAUGGAAUAGUCGUGUUGGAUUUUAUGUCAACACAUUCCAGAGCAUUGCAGGCUUGGAGGAGAACUUCCAUAAGGAAAUGGGCAAGUUGAACCAAAACUUGAACGAUGUCCUUGUGGAUCUAGAGAAAGAGCAUGGAACCAGCACCUAUCCUAUUAAAGCUCAGCCAAGAAAGAAAACUAAACUGUUCUCCAGGCUGAGGAAAAAGAUGAGCAGUGACAGUACCUCUCCAAAAGCAAACAAAACCCCUUCGUCUCCACCUGAUGGGACUCCUGCCACCAGCCCUGAGACCAAGGCCGUCAACCAUGAGCCAGAGCCAUCCACUCUGGAAACACCUGGAGGAGGCAUCCCUAAGUCUCCAUCUCAGUUGAGGAAAGGCCCUCCCGUGCCGCCACCUCCAAAACUCACUCCAUCCAAGGAGAUGAAGCAGGAGAACAUCAUCAACCUGUUUGAUGACAAUUUUGUCCCAGAGAUCAGUGUGACAACCCCCUCACAGCGUGGUGGCCUGCGACUUUUACCUCUUCCUCCUGUUCGACGGCUGAAACAUUGCACGAGGGGCCUGGAAUUGGGAGAAAAGUCCACAGAAGCCGCUCCUGCUGGUGCUGAGGCAGCGGGCAACGAAGCUGGAGCUGAAGCAGCUAAAACCGAAACUGACUCAGGAUCUGCCUCAAGUUCUUUGCCUGCAGUAGUUGUGGAGACCUUCCCAGCCACAGUCAAUGGAACAGUUGAAGGUGGAGCCCCCUUGGAGAGAGCUGACAUGCCACCAGGUUUCCUGUUUAAGGUACAAGCCAUGCAUGACUAUGCAGCCACUGACAGUGAUGAGCUACAGUUGAAGACUGGGGAUGUUGUCCUGGUGAUUCCAUUUGACAACCCUGAGGAGCAGGAUGAAGGAUGGCUGAUGGGUGUGAAAGAAUCUGAUUGGCUGCAGCACAAAGAAUUUGACCAAUGCCGAGGAGUUUUCCCAGAGAAUUUCACAGAACGAGUGCAAUGAAUCCUGGAGCUACUAGGUAGCUUCUCUGCAGCAGAAAGCAAGAAGUCUUUCCUCCCCUCUCCCAGAGAAGCCUGAAAAAAAGGAGAAAAAUUUAAAGGAACAAAAGCCUAAAAGUUGUGCUCUUCACAGAAAACAAGGUUUUAGAAAUACAUUGAAUUCAGAGUGUUAUUAUCGAAUAUAUAGGUAAUAAAGAAAGGCAGGUGGGAAACAUCCUUUUUCCUUUUGAUUUGAACAGUGUUGCUAUUCAGAAAGUUGUUAACCUACGUGGCUGAGCAAUUUUGUGUAAAAUAGAAUGAAGGUAUGCAGCAUCAUGAGCCCUGAAAUAUUAACUGUCCAGUUUUCCUGAAACUACACACUGAAGUUUACCCUGUGGGAAAGUGAGGUCAACCUGUCUUGUGGCUAAGGUUGCUUAUGUGGCAUCCCCCAGAUCUCUGACCCUGCAAUUAUUCAGACCUGCAGCCAUAAGCCCAAUGCCUGUCCUGCUGUUGGGGGAAAAAAUGUAGUGUACAGUGUUCACAAAUUACAAUUUUUACGUAUAUAUAUAUAUGGGGUGUGUGUGUGUUCCUCCCUUUGGAAAAUGUAACAAGAACUGUGAUUUUAUACAUUUAAAUGCAAACAAAGUUACCUGUGAGUGCAUAUCAGACAGCGUAAUUAGUAAAACCGUGCUUGAUCCAAAGCUCCUUCUGCCAUGUGAUUUUACAUUGGCACGUGCUGCUUUGUGUCCUUAAAAAAAACAACCCUAAAAGUUCUUUUUCAAAAACUAUAAACAGGUUAUUAGAUUUUUUUUUUUUUAAAAAAGAAUAUUUUAUUGUAGCUUGGAAUGUGGGCGGGAGAAUUAGGAGAAGUUAUUACUUUUGUUUACAGUUGGAGAAUUCUGCAGGCAAAAUGCGAUUCACCUGUUUCAUCCCAUGGACAGGGGGCAGUUGUGCCGGACAACCUGAACCUUACAGGUAGCUGCAACAAUGUACAGUGAUUUCUAGAGGUUUUCUAGCUAUAUUGUGGUGCCCUGUUGCUUGUCAAGUCUACCUGGUUGUAGAACCCGCCAUUGGGUGCUCCAUUAUAAUACCACAAGGGCAUACAAUUGUGGCUGUGUAGCGGGCUCUGUGUUAGCUGGGAUGCCUUUUAGGAGGCUGCAGAGGCAAGGUGGGAGGAUCCCAAUGCCAUGCCUGAUCUCCCUUGUGCUGCUCUGACAGUGGUGGCUGUCCAUGAUAUGGCAAUCUGUCCCCUGCUGCUACACCCUGUAACUCUCUGGCUCUGUGGGCACCAUUGACAUUUGCAAAGGGGGGGGGAAGCCCUCCUUAUGCCACAAUUGCUACACUCACUUGCCAGUGCGGUGGCUGAUGUGAUCAGAAGGGAAAGUGAAGUAAUAGGGCUUUAGUAUUAUUAUUAUUAUUAUUAUUAUUAUUAUUAUUUAAAAUAGCUAGUUGGUGUUGAUAUUUCUUCCCUUUAAAUCACAGUUUGGCGGUAGUGUUCCUUUGUGGUUUUCCAUGGUAUGCCAUGGAAUCCCAAGGCCCCUAAUGAGAAGGCAGGAAAAGAGGGCAAACUUUCCUGCCUUCUUUUCCCAAAGUGUACAACCACAGAAGAAUUUUGGGUCUACUCUGUGCUGCCCUCUCAAUUUAUGCUGGAUCUCAUGUGAACUGAAUGUGAAUGCAAGAAAUAUGACCCAGAAUCCUCUGCAAUACCCAGAGGUCACAUGACAGAGGUAGAAGAAAGUUCUCCUAGCAGGAAGUUUGAAACUGCUGAUAUAACAUGUACUGGGAUUCUUUCUGCUUUUAUCACUUGUGUGUGUUUGCUGUUUUGCAUAUUGUUAUAAGUGAGCAACUUGCUAGGCGAUUUUCAAGGUGAACAAUGGUCCUAUCAAAAGCAAGAGGUUUCUUUGCCCAUAACUGAUUCCUAAAAAGGAUAAACUUUACUUGAAUUCUGGGUGCAGCUAGAGACCUCCUCAGAUCCUUUUGUGGCUGCAUUUAGUUAUUUCCAGGUUGCUCUUUGGCUUGGUUUUUUUUUGUGUUUUUUUUUUUCCUUGAAGGGACUCCUAGGACAGGCUUCCUCCCAUUGCACUGGCAUAUAAUGUGGGAUUGCUACAUUUAAUGAUCUUAUAAAAUAUAAGCUGCUUUUAGCAAAGCAUGGGAAGUCAAGAUAAAUGACUUUUUAAAAAAACCCACUCUAGCAGGCCUCUUACUUGGAGAACACUUUGAGACCGAUUUCACACAAGAGCUGUGCCACGGUCGUGGCCUCCCUUUG